CAAGACAGUAUAAAAUUAAACGCACUUACGCCACGUUUAAUAUUUCUUGAGACAUUUCUGAAGAACUUAAAAUGAAGAUUUUGACGAUUAGUUAUCAGAUCAUGUGCAUAUUGGCCGUUACAAUGAUGGCUUACAGUCUAGACCCUGUGCGACUUCGAAAGUUUAAUGAAAAUUUAAUGAAAUGUAGUGAAAAAUUAGGUGCAUCUACGACCUCACUAUCUGCCGAAGCACUUGUAUGCGCAUUGGACAGGGAUGGCAAGCUUCUUGACGAUAAUGGUGAAUACAUAAGAGAUGCAGUCGUGCAAUCUAUGGAAGAUGCUAUCUCCGAUCCGAGCACAGUGAAAAAGGCGCGAGAGACGCUUAACAAAUGUUUCGACGAUGCGGAUCAAAGUGGAACCACCGGUCGGGAGCAGACAAUAAAAAUUGCCACAUGCCAUCUUCCGUUAGUGUCCAGCUUCGAUAAGCUAAAGUAAAAAGGAUUUGCAGAAUUUCCUCCAGUAUAACGCUCAUAUAAUUUUCUUCGCAUUUCUCUGCAUAACUUUACUUCUGUAUAACACAUUACGUUUUGUGUUGAAAUGUAUGCAAAUCUAAAAUUGAUAAUAAAAUUUGUUUAAGCGGUUCUUCUAAAGAAACAUUC
Messenger RNA from Dinoponera quadriceps, 637 nucleotides. RefSeq lists its product as uncharacterized. Gene Ontology annotation, molecular function: odorant binding. Lineage: Eukaryota; Metazoa; Arthropoda; Insecta; Hymenoptera; Formicidae. The transcript is spliced from 5 exons. The record is from RefSeq and is a predicted model, not a curated record. Bases 72 to 473 code for a protein of 133 amino acids.